This is a messenger RNA of Aspergillus ochraceoroseus IBT 24754, 405 nucleotides long. RefSeq lists its product as uncharacterized. The transcript is spliced from 2 exons. NCBI's taxonomy places the organism in Eukaryota, Fungi, Ascomycota, Eurotiomycetes, Eurotiales, Aspergillaceae. Bases 1 to 405 code for a protein of 134 amino acids. The record is from RefSeq and is a predicted model, not a curated record.
AUGCUUCUGGGCAUUCAAAGCUCUCUCUGCAAACUCAGCAUGACUAUCAGUGUGCGUACUGCCAAUUACAAGGUCAAUAUUCUCGUCUCCAAAGAACUCAUCAGCCGUUCGAUGAUGUUUGGCCUUGGGAAAGUCUACAGUGCAAGUGGGAGCCGGCUUUCGCAGUUCCUGGAUCCCGGGGUGGAGCAGAGCGCUGGAGAAAGACACAGAUCACGAACUCUGGAUUUGGGAGCAGCCCCAUGCUAUAAUGAAGCAAUCGCGGAGUGUCGGAGAGAAUUGAGCGUAUCCCCAACCCUGGCCAUUCCCGUUGAGGUCGCCGGGGAGUAUCGGCUCUCCACAACACUUACUCCACAAGGCUUGCGUUGGCUAAAUUCCCGUAUUUGGAUAACCCCGGAAGCUCCUUAA